Solanum stenotomum is the source of this 487-nucleotide messenger RNA. RefSeq names its product deoxypodophyllotoxin synthase-like. The record is from RefSeq and is a predicted model, not a curated record. The annotation marks the transcript as partial. The transcript is spliced from 2 exons. Lineage: Eukaryota; Viridiplantae; Streptophyta; Magnoliopsida; Solanales; Solanaceae.
CCUUCUUUGCUUCUAUCUAUUUCCUUCCCUUUUAAUUUAUUCAUCAAUGGCAUCUACCAAAGUUAAGAUUCCCACCAUAGAUUUUUCUAAUCCAGAACUAAAACCAAACACUCCACUAUGGGAAUCCACAAAAGUUCAACUUUUUGAAGCUUUACAAGAAUAUGGUUGUAUUGAAGCAAUUUAUGGUGAAAAUCCAAAUGAAACUAGAGAGGGUAUCUUUGAUAUUCAAAAAAAAAUAUUUGAAUUUCCCUUAGAGACCAAAAUGAAAAAUCAUUCAGAAAUACCAUUACAUACUGGCUACAUAGGGCAAAUUCCACACUUGCCAUCUUAUGAAAGUUUGUGUAUUCCUAAUUUCCUUAAUCCUCAAAGUGUUGAAAAUUUCGCUAAUAUAUUUUGGCCUCAUGGUAAUCCUGAAUUCUGCAAUUUGGUCAAAUCUUAUGCAAAUUCACUUCUGAAAUUAGACGAAAUGAUGAAAAGGAUGAUUUUG